AAAAUGAGUUUGCUCGGGAAUCAACAGCCAAGUCGAAAGUUUCUUAGUAAAUGGAUUUUUUUUGCUAUUUUAUUCUAAGCAUCGUGGUGCUAUUUUCUUCGUCAUCAGUAUUAGCCGAAAAAACGGUUGAAAAAUGUCAAUUCAAAGAUACCGUAGAUCUAAGCGAUCUAUUGCCUUUGGACAAUGGAUCUUAUAUAUAUCACAAUGUCACCAUACCCAAGACUAAAGUUGCCACCUACAAUUAUACCUUGGGAUUUGGCUAUGUAAGACACCAGGCUAAAUCGCAUUUACGCGGCUGUGUAUGUGGUAUUUCUCAAAAAUGUGUUAAACUGUGCUGCAAACAUGGACAAUAUUACAAUGAAGAAACUUUUGAGUGCGAAAAAGUGCCCCUGCAUCUGAAUAAGCCCGAAGAUAUAGACAUCGCAAUGGAGGGUGGUGGCAAUAUCAAAAAUGUGAAUAUAUUCAAAUAUUUUGUGCCGCAAGUGGGAAAACCAUGUAAAUAUUUAGAGAGCCUUACAAUGGAAGACGACAUUUGGGAACUGCAAGAGAACGGGGAAAUACGUGUUGAUAUUUCUGGAAGGCAUGAAUAUCUGGAUACACUAAACUAUUGCUUGUCACCCUAUCGCUAUGAGGGUAGCAAUGUGAAUGUUCUCGUACCCCUGGUAUGUCCUGAAAAAUAUGAAGAAUCUAUUGGUUUUACUGCAACUAAUUAUGCUAUGGCAAUAUCGGUUUUAUUUUUAAUCCCAGUUGUGCUGAUAUACCUUUCAGUGCAGGAGUUGAGAGAAAAUAUGCAAGGCAAGAUAAUGAUUUGCUAUUUAGUGGCACUGAUGGGUGGUUAUUCAAUACUAAGUAUCAUAAAUAUAUCGGAGUUGGUAUUUUCACCUGUAGAAUGUGCGUUCCUUGGAUUUUCGGCAUAUUUCUGUCUUAUUGGAAGCUUUCUGUGGCUUGGGGUUCUUUAUUUUGAUAUAUGGAGAAAUAGCUACGACUUUGCUGAGAAAAUUUUAAGAAAGCGUUUCAUUAUCUACUCAUUAUAUGCCUGGGGCAUUGCAGCCCUUCUCACUGGACUAACAAUGUGGGCUCAAUGGACGAAAAUAGUACCUAAAAUUUAUAAACCUGGAGUUGGCUAUAAUUUUUGCUGGAUAGAUACAUUCAAAUGGGCUGCGACCAUAUAUUAUUAUGGACCAUAUGCUGCAAUUACAAUUUGGAACUUUGCCACCUUAUUAUUGUUAUGUUUGCGACGAAAACAAAGCGAAACGUCUGGUCUGGCAGUUCCCAUAUUAUUUUUCACUUUGGGCUUUCUUUGGACUCUGGAUAUUGUAUCGUAUUGCCUACGUGACUUACACUAUGCUGAUAAUCUGUUCAUGGUAACCGAUGUUUGUUUUGCCCUUCAAGGAGUUUGGAUGUUUAUGAUUCUAGUGUUAAGACCGCGUAUACUUGCAGCCAUAAAGAAAAGGUAAUGUUGUUAUGGCCACGUACAUGCGCUAACUUGGGUCUUCAGGCUGCUCUUCGGCCUCAGGGAGAUCCUCAACCCACCCAAAACUAGCCUAUGGCCUGAUAUCAUUCUUUUAUAAUGAACACACACACAACUUAACAACACAAACACUUACGAAAUAUACGGGGAUACACUUUGGGAUUCGGGUCCUUUGGUGUUCCAGACUCAUCCAUGGUCCAUAUGAUCCUUGCAUCACUUGGUAUGGACCCCACUAUCUCCCUCUACCACUUACUUCUCUCUUUCCCCUCCCAAACUUAAAAAAAACUCACUCUAUUUCAAUUCUGAUAAUACAGUACAUAAAACAUAUUUUUUUAUUUAUACAAUAAAAAAACAAAAACACAAAA
Molecule: messenger RNA, 1836 nt
Organism: Stomoxys calcitrans (stable fly)
Lineage: Eukaryota; Metazoa; Arthropoda; Insecta; Diptera; Muscidae
Product: G-protein coupled receptor Mth2
Exons: 6
Coding region: 51-1457 (468 amino acids)
Biological process (GO): cell surface receptor signaling pathway
Cellular component (GO): membrane
Molecular function (GO): G protein-coupled receptor activity
Source: RefSeq, a predicted model, not a curated record